Messenger RNA from Penicillium atrosanguineum, 1941 nucleotides. Its product is annotated as putative RNA binding protein Ligatin/Tma64. Lineage: Eukaryota; Fungi; Ascomycota; Eurotiomycetes; Eurotiales; Aspergillaceae. The transcript is spliced from 3 exons. The record is from RefSeq and is a predicted model, not a curated record. Bases 1 to 1941 code for a protein of 646 amino acids. Gene Ontology annotation, molecular function: translation initiation factor activity. Gene Ontology annotation, biological process: formation of translation preinitiation complex; translational initiation.
AUGUUCAAGAAAAAGCCUACAAUCAAGAACCUGUCUCCGUUGCGGUCUUCCGACCGGAGAAAGAUUGCCGACCAGAUCAUCAAAGACUACCAAAUCUCCGUUCCCUCCUCCGAAACGAGCUCAGAUGCACCUAGUGCAGGAUCUGCCACAGUUCCAACCCUUUCUUCGAUCCGAAGUGCCUUUCUUCCUGAUAACACUCAGACCGCGCGCUUCACAACAACCGCUGGACCGGAUUUAAGAGAGGUCCAGGGUAUUGUCUACGUGGGUGCCCACGCAGGCGAAGAAGAACGAGUAUUGUGGUUCAAGAUCGAGCAUGGCCCAGGGUACGACAAGCGCCUGUAUCCUACCGUAUACACAUUAUGGAACAACCCGAAUCUGGUUCCUUUGUUAUAUACCCCGGAUAUGGUGAUGCGGAAGCUCCAAGGCGGAGCUGAUCUCAUGACGCCCGGCCUUGCAAACGAGCCUCCAUUCCCGGAGAAGGCCAUCAAAAAUGCUGUUGUCGCGGUUGCAAGCUGUGAUAAACACACCGUCCCAGCAUUUGUGGGGAUUUGUGAGAUUGACGUCUCAGCACUUGGUAAGGUCCAAGGUACAAAGGGCCAUGCUGUUCGAGGCCUUCACUGGGAAGGUGAUGAAUUGUGGGCAUGGAGUUCGUCCUCGCGGCCCGGGCGCCCUGGCCCCGAGUACAUCCAAGGAUGGGAUGAAGAAGAGACCGAUGACGUGGAAGAAGGUGUUGGUGAACUGACGCUUAAUGAGAAGGAAGAUGGGGCUGCCGAGAACACCGAUGAUAUCCCCGGGGAGAUUGCUUCCCCCGGUCCAGAAGAACCCGCGGAGGAAGUCAAGGAGCCUUCAACAAAGGAAAUUGACGAGGCCUUUGUCCAAGCGUUCAUUUACUCCCUCUGGAAGCUCAAGCAAGAUAACCCCUCAGCCCCUACCCAUGGUCUGACGCUACCCGUCUCACCCUCGAUCUUGAUUGCCAACCUCAUCACGCCUUAUCUGCCAAUCUAUUCAGCACAGGAAGUGCAGUUCUACAACAUUAAGAAGACUAGCUGGAAGAACGUCAAGAAAUUCAUCAAGCACCUCGACAAAUUGAAGCUUGUCAAGGCAAAGGAUCGCAGUGGUGGGGAGACGUACGUUUGGGAUGUCGACUUCGACGACCAGCGCAUUGGUAGAUUCGUUCCGUACAAGCUACCAUCAAAGGCGGCCCUCGAGAGCGGUACUAAGCCGGCCUCUGAUGGCAAGAGGCCCGCUGCGACUGAUAGCGGCGAUCCAGCUAUGGGACAAACUCUCAUAGUCCAAACCCUCUACCGAGCAACAGGAAAGCUUUGUCCAGACAUUCUCCCAUCUCUGCCCCCCAGCAACCCCAAGAACUACUACAAGUACUCGGAUAUCUCGAGUCAUCUGGAUAAAUACCUGCAGUCACAAGACCCGCCCAUUGUUUCAAAAGACAACCGACGUAUCAUCACUCUCAACCCCUACCUCGCAAACACCAUCUUCACGUCAGGAUCCUCCGAGGAUCAAGGUACCCUGAAACGGGGCAUGGUGACACGUGAUGGCCUGCUGAAGCGGAUUAUGGAAGACAUUACGCUUUUGCAACCACACUAUGCCAUCUUAAAGCCAGGACAGACUCUCGCAGAUGUCAAGCCCAAGGCAGGCGCCACGCCUAAGGCCCAAAUCACCAUUGAGAAGCGCACCGGCUCGAAGCUUAUCACGAAGGUGACAAACUUGGAGGUAUUUGGCAUCAUUCCCAGUCUUUUGGCAGAGGAGCUGCAGAAGAAAUGUGCUAGUAGCACAAGCGUCACGCAGGCCAAUGGUGCUCCCAAGGGUGUAAUGGAGGUCUUGGUGCAAGGUGACCAACGGAAAGCUAUUGACACGGCUCUUACGCGACGUGGCUUGAAGAGUCAAUGGGUUGAGGUGGUGGACAAGACCAAGAAGAAUAAAUAG